AUGAAGAGAGAGGGAGACAAGAUCGACGAUGAGAGGUCGGCAUUUGGUCCAAAUGGGACCAUAAGAAUAAGCCAAGAAACUACAUGUUCGAAGAACGCCAACAUUGCUACAACUUCUUCCAAUGUUAACCCUAAUAACGUCGGUGCUUAUGGCACCUCGACGGGCAAUGGUACGAGCGGUAAUAACAACAAGGAACAGGAUCGGUUCCUCCCAAUAGCCAACGUAGGUCGGAUCAUGAAAAAGGUCAUUCCGGGGAAUGGCAAGAUCUCCAAGGAUGCAAAGGAGACCGUCCAAGAAUGUGUGUCCGAGUUCAUUAGCUUCGUUACGGGCGAAGCGUCCGACAAAUGUCAAAGUGAAAAGAGGAAGACAAUCAACGGGGACGACAUUCUUUGGGCCAUUAUGACUCUUGGUUUCGAGGAUUAUGUAAAUCCACUCAAGCUUUAUCUUGCCAAGUAUAGAGAGGUAGAAGGGGAGAAACUAAAUGUCCCAAAACAACAGCGUGUGGAACAACGUUUACAGCAGCAUGAACAACAACAGAAGCCAAAUGUCCCAUAUAAUACUAGUAAUGUAUACUCGACAAAUCUCAUCUGUCAGCCACCAUUUGUGUCUACUGAUCCACCAUUUCCUUUGCCUUUUCCCCAAAAUUCCAUUCAGAAUUCCCCAUUGCCUCAACAAGAGCAUAUUGAUUCUGUGGGGCAUUGGUAA
Molecule: messenger RNA, 705 nt
Organism: Fraxinus pennsylvanica
Lineage: Eukaryota; Viridiplantae; Streptophyta; Magnoliopsida; Lamiales; Oleaceae
Source: the annotation of a GenBank genome assembly